AUGUCUGUGGCAAAGCGUGUCGCGGAAGAAGUUGGCUGUCAGCUGGGUCAAGAGGUCGGCUAUACCAUCCGUUUCGAGGACUGCACGAGCCCAGCGACCAAAAUCAAGUACAUGACAGAUGGUAUGCUGGAGCGUGAGAUCCUGCUUGACCCUGAUCUAAAGCGAUAUUCUGUCAUCAUGUUGGAUGAGGCCCACGAGCGAACUAUCGCGACUGAUGUUCUUUUCGCACUUCUCAAGAAGACCGUCAAGCGUCGAAGCGACUUGAAGAUCAUUGUCACAUCGGCUACUCUAGACGCUGACAAAUUCUCGGCCUACUUCAACGAAUGCCCCAUCUUCACCAUUCCCGGUCGCACGUUCCCUGUGGAGAUCUUAUAUAGCAGAGAACCUGAGUCGGACUACCUCGAUGCAGCUCUGGUGACGGUCAUGCAGAUCCACCUUACGGAACCCCCUGGAGACAUAUUGGUUUUCCUUACCGGCUCGGAGGAAAUUGACACCGCGGCAGAAAUUCUGUACGAACGGAUGAAGGCCCUCGGCCCGGGUGUCCCCGAGCUGAUUAUUCUUCCGGUAUACUCAGCACUCCCUAGUGAGAUGCAGAGCAGGAUUUUUGACCCUGCACCUCCUGGCUGCAGAAAGGUUGUGAUAGCUACCAAUAUCGCCGAGACCUCUAUCACAAUUGAUCACAUCUACUACGUUGUGGAUCCCGGCUUCGUCAAGCAGAAUGCUUACGAUCCAAAGCUUGGCAUGGAUUCUUUGGUUGUCACGCCGAUCUCACAAGCUCAAGCUAACCAACGCGCCGGCCGUGCUGGACGAACCGGUCCUGGUAAAUGCUUCAGAUUGUAUACUGAGGCCGCCUAUCAGUCUGAAAUGCUUCCGACCACCAUUCCGGAGAUCCAGCGCCAGAAUCUAGCGAAUACAAUUCUUAUGCUCAAGGCCAUGGGCAUCAAUGAUCUCCUUCACUUCGAUUUCAUGGACCCGCCACCUACAAACACCAUGUUGACUGCCCUGGAAGAAUUGUAUGCCCUGUCAGCAUUGGACGACGAAGGCCUUCUAACUCGUCUUGGCCGUAAGAUGGCCGAUUUCCCUAUGGAACCUGCCUUAGCUAAAGUCCUGAUCGCCGCGGUUGAUAUGAGCUGUUCCGAUGAGAUGCUUAGUAUCGUAGCCAUGUUGAAUCUCAACGUGUUUUACCGACCGAAGGAAAAACAAGCCCAAGCCGAUCAAAAGAAGGCCAAAUUCCACGAUCCGUCCGGCGAUCAUCUUACCCUUCUCAACGUUUACAACGCCUGGAAGCAGAGCGGCUUUUCGGCUCCGUGGUGCUUUGAGAACUUCAUCCAAGCACGUUCAAUGAAGCGAGCGAAAGAUGUCCGCGAGCAGAUAGCGAAAAUUAUGCAGCGCUAUCGACAUCCCAUCGCUUCCUGCGGCGGGGAUACCCAGAAGGUCAGACAAGCUCUGUGCUCGGGCUUCUUUCGCAACUCAGCAAGAAAGGACCCGCAGGAAGGCUACAAGACUUUGGUCGAGGGUACACCAGUCUACCUACAUCCGAGCUCAGCACUAUUCGGGAAACAGGCAGAGUGGGUGAUCUAUCACACGCUAGUUCUCACUACGAAGGAGUACAUGCAUUACACCACUAGCAUCGAACCAAAGUGGCUUGUCCAAGCUGCACCUACUUUCUUCAAGUUUGCGGUGUUGGUAGUUUUAUUAUAUAGUUGUUGUCCCGUAUAA
This is a messenger RNA of Daldinia loculata, 1719 nucleotides long. RefSeq names its product P-loop containing nucleoside triphosphate hydrolase protein. The coding region runs from base 1 to 1719 and encodes 572 amino acids. Lineage: Eukaryota; Fungi; Ascomycota; Sordariomycetes; Xylariales; Hypoxylaceae. Gene Ontology annotation, molecular function: RNA binding. The transcript is spliced from 3 exons. The record is from RefSeq and is a predicted model, not a curated record. Gene Ontology annotation, biological process: spliceosomal complex disassembly. Gene Ontology annotation, cellular component: catalytic step 2 spliceosome; intracellular anatomical structure.